GCGCUGGGUUUGAAAAGUUGCCGAUGACCAAAUACGACAAUGUUGCGGCGCAGGCGAUGUCGCAUAUUGUGAUCACUUUUGACGCCAACACGCCGAAGCAGAUCAUGGACUCGUACCGCGACGCGCUCGGCACGCUCUCGGGCUACACGAUGAAGGAGUACGCAGACUACCUGUCCAGCAGCGGGUUCAUCAGCAAUGUUGUGUUCAACAGCCAGGUGACUUCGGCCGUUGCCCCGACCCUCUCAUCCUCGGGCAAUACCCACGAGAACUCCUCCAGCCAGGAAGACAAGAGCAAGUCGCACAGCGGCUCUGCGUCGGACGACGACGAGGCCACCAGCGGGCUGGACUCGACGCACUCUUCGGGCGCUACCAAGCUGUCGGUGUCGGUUGCGGCCCUUGUCGCCGUGGCAGCGCAGUUCAUGUAAAAACGACUCUUUGAUGAUACAACAUAAUAGAAACUUUUUAGAAGCUUGCUGGCU
Linderina pennispora is the source of this 479-nucleotide messenger RNA. RefSeq lists its product as uncharacterized. The transcript has 3 exons. The record is from RefSeq and is a predicted model, not a curated record. The coding region runs from base 24 to 425 and encodes 133 amino acids. Lineage: Eukaryota; Fungi; Kickxellomycota; Kickxellomycetes; Kickxellales; Kickxellaceae.